AUGGGGGGUCAGGCAAAGGGCAAAAAGAAAAACAAGCCGAAGAGGAAAGAGAACCGCCCAAAUACGGGUAAAUUUAAUCAUUUGUUGAACAUUUCCCUGCUAUUUACAGUGUGUUUUAACGCCAACCUUUCAGCUGUCAGUGAACAUCUUGAGCUUUGAUUGAAACCCAGACUUGAUGAGAAACUAACACAUGUUUACUUGUUUUUUGCCUCAUCACGACAGAUGCAGGAAUUGUUGGAUUGACCCCCCAAGAGAGAAUGAGAGUUAGGAUGCAUGAAAAGGCAAAGAAGAAGACAGCUGAGAAGUACUCUGUGCUACAACUACUUGAAAAGGUGACCCAACAUACUCAUCAUAACAAACACAUCCCCAGGACUUGCCUGCCUCUGAAAUAAAGUAAAGUAGAGUUAACUACUAUAAGGCCUGCUGACUGUAAUCACAUUAAAUUAAAUGAACAUUAUCCAUAAUUACUUCUAUCCUAACCCUGUAAACAUAAAUUUAUUUUGAUUCAUCAUUGCAUGAGCUGUUGUUGUUGUUGUUGUUGCUGUUGUUUUAAUGUUGCUGCUGUCCCCUGUCUCUCUCUCUCUCACCCUCGUUCUCUACUCUCUUCCUCCCUCCCCCUUACCUAUUCUCUCUCUCUCUCUCCUUAUCUCUCUGUAUUGCUCCCCAACCCAGCAGCAGCCUGGUGGCUGUCUGGCAUGAGUCUGGUCCCGCUCAAGGUUUCUGCCUGUUAAAAGGAAGUUUUUCCUUGCCACUGUUACUCAUGUUAGAUGAGAUGGGCCAAAUCCCAUCUUAGGUUGGGUCUUGAUAAUUCAUCAAACAAUGAGCGCGGUCUAGACCUGCUCUUUUUCUUUGGAAAGCGUCUUGGGAUGACGAGUGUUGUGAACUGAUUUGCUGUUCUUUCUAUUUCCUGGCUGUGUAAUACACUGUGUUAUCAUCUCUUAUACAGACAGAGGAGUACAUGGAUAGCUUUGACUUUGAGAUGGCUGGCCUCUUCUGUCAACGAGCCCUGGACGUGGAGCCCAACAACUUACAAGCUCUAGAUAUGCUUGGACACAUCCACUCUGAACUAGGAGACACACAGAAAGCCAAGGGAAUAUCCUUUAAGUUGUUGUGUAUGUCAGAAUGUCAGUCCUAUAUGUUCAUGCUACUUUUAGUGUAGUAAUGCUUCUAUAAGCAGCUUCUGUGCCACCUUGACUAGAUCUCUCCAGGUGUUUCUGCGUGCUGUGGAGCUAAGUCCAGAUGUGGGCCACAAUAAGUACAUGUACCUGGGGCAACUUCACUCAGGUCAGGAGGCUGUGGACUACUACAAUAGAGGAAUACAGGUCUUGCUCUCUGUAUUGGAAAAACAAGAACAUACCACAGUGAGUACAACCAAAACAAGCUGUUCCCUUCCAAUGACAGGUGCAUAUCAACAAAAGAGAGAGAGAAAAAAACUCAGCAACUGGAUUGAUUUAAGUGCCAUGUAAAUGAUUUGCACAAGAGGGUGCUGUUUGACUGUGUAUGAAAUAUCUAUCUAUCUAUCUAUCUAUCUAUCUAUCUAUCUAUCUAUCUAUCUAUCUAUCUGUCUAUCUGUCUGUCUGUCUGUCUGUCUGUCUGUCUGUCUGUCUGUCUGUCUGUCUGAAGUUAGUUUCCACUUUUAACAAAAUCUAAAGCAUGGUAAUGUCUGUAUGAAUAAACAAUACGGUACUGGACAGCUUAGUAGAAAGAAAAAAUGUAAUUGAUAUUCAUUCUCAACACAUGGCCUUAUCUCUCCAAAAUAUUACUUUUGACACAAGUCAAGGGAUGGUUAGAAAACGAUGAUGAGGCUGCCCAAUAUUGGCUUUUUGUGAUUUACUGGUCUGUUAAAAAAUGCAGGCUUAACCUCCUCUGGCAGUUUUAUGAUUUUGGAUAUUGAUAUGAUAGAGCAUCAUUGUGAUAUUACCAAUGCAUAUAGAGAUGUAAAAUAAAAACAAAAUCAUUGCCAGAAUACGUACUUUUCCUGCACAGAGUGAAUCCAAGAAAACAACAACACAAUUCUAACUCAAACUCGUCCCUCUCUGUGCUGUUUUGUCCUCUAGUUUUAAUGCCCCGACUCUGUCUUUAUCCUUUCCAAUUUCAAGCGUAAUGAUUUUUUCCAAUUGAUAAGCUCGACCUUGAGUACCCAUCUGCUCCCCUCCUAAGUAUCGAUCAAUGCUGUCAGCUAUUGUUUGAGUGACUUAGAAAGUUUCCUUGCCAGAGCGCAACUUUGUGUUUCUUCGCCUUAAUGUGCCAGAGGGCAGGAAUUGUUAUUUAGAGUUCACAAGAGUGAUCAAAAUUUGAUCUUGAAAUACAGUUUUUUUUUACCCUCAGAGGAAGACCAAAUAUUUAUUCAGUGCUCCUUUAGUUCCUCAUAAGAUACAUUGCUAUUGUAUAAAUAAGGACGUUAAUUCCCCACACUCAGAAGACAUUCUCAGAGCCUCUUUGUAUGGUUAGUUGCAAGUUUGGACUGACUCUGAAAUAUAAUAUUUCCAAGACAUUACUUUCCUUUUGAAAAUUUUCCCAUCCCUCUAUGGUUAGAACAUGUAGUUCACCUUCCCUCUUAAUUUUUGUUUAGCUGAAUAAUUCAGGAAGAGGAUAUAAAAAUAACAACACAAAACAAUGCUGUAAAUUUGAACUAAAUUGAAAGAUAAAAAUUUAAAACGAAAUAAUAACACAGUGGUUUAGCUUUAGUGUGUUUGACAUUGUUUGCUCUGCUUUAAUUCUCAAAUUGUCUAACCUACAUCAUGGUGUAUUAAUUAUUGAUGCCAAUUUGCAUAACUGGUCUUACAGUAUUUAUAAGACAGAACUUGUUGACUUGACAACAGCUUAUUCUCCUGUAACAUAUAAACAAGGUAUUUUGAAAAAGUAUUCCUGGCAAUGAAGAGAAGUUAUACAGUCAAAUGUUUGCUGUCAUGGAUGACCCACUGAAUUUGAAUAGAAUAGAAAAUAAAAUCUGUGUCUGUGUUUACUGUCUUUUAAAUUAUUUUGCUCAAUCCAGGCUCAGGCUGGAGCUGCUGCCCCGUCAGAUGAGGACCCUGAGCUCCCCACAGCCAAGGACGUCAGUGUUGCCUACUGCUCUAUUGCUGAGAUUUACCUCGCAGACCUCUGGUACAGGAGUUACACUGUUGAACGUCACAGCACUAUUUCAUGUUUACUCUUUGGUAGUGAGUUGAGAUUUGUCCAUUUGUGUGUGUUUCUGUGUGUGCAUGUAGCAUGGAAGAGGGAGCUGCAGACAAGUGCAGAGAGUCCAUUGAGAGAGCAUUACAGUAUCACUAUGACAACCCUGAGGCUCUACAGCUCAUGGCAAGUUACCUGUUCAGUACGGAGAGAAACCAGGUCAGUCCGUACACACACACACUCACACACAAGUACAGAGUAAGGAUGAAUUAUCACCACAUUAAAGCAAGAAUCUGCUGAGUUAAUUAUUCUGAGUAAAUUGAAUUGUAUGCCGUUAAUCAGCAGAUGGACACGAACAUUAACGCACACGCACACAGGCAGGUCUUGCUGAUAGGAAUGUUAAUUACCAGGCAGAUCAUUCAGGUCAUAUAGUCAUCUGAUAAAAAGAGAUGAAAGAGUAUCCGACUCAACUCAGUUUAAGCAAGAAAUUCUAAGACCUGUGCUGUAUGAAGCAUCAGACAUGUCUAAAUACACUUCUUUUUGUCCAAAAUGUUGCAAAUUUCAGAGAUUUGAAGAAUGUCUUUUACUGACUGUAAUGAAAGGCAGGAGACAUUCAAGGCAAACUCUUUUUGUGGGCAACUUCUGUGAAACAGGCUUCAGAAUGCUUAUUGAACUGUUACUAAAAAAAAAUCAAACAUUCUAAAAAUGUGACUCCUAUUUUUUUUUCUCCCCACAAAUGGAUACAACACAUGAUGUUUUAUCUUCCUGCAGUUUUCCGAUGAUACCGAAAGGAAAUCAGAGCAGUGAUGUGUUGCCUCACGUUUCAUAUAUCACAACUUAAUAACAUUCCUCUUGUGCUUUCUUCAGAUAAUUUUGUACUAAAAGCAAACAUAGAAUGAAAAUUGUUCACAGCAGUUUUCACUGAAGUAUCCUGGCUGAGAAGUACAUUGUUUGUGUAGAGCCGUGAUUCAUUUCUUGCAUUUUCAAUUACACUUUCAAUGCGCUGUGAGUCAAAAACAGCCCACCUUCUUUGAAUUGGCUGCCGUGGAUGUCUGAAUUAUGCGACAAAUCAAUACAAACUAUCAUAAAAAAAGGAUUAUGUAUGCUCUUACGUCAGCAAACUCGGGGAAAAACUGAGACAUUCUCCAGAGCUAAAAAGUGGAUCUGUAAUACCGACAUUGAGCUGUAGGGGUCAGACUGGCUCCAGUCACCUUUGAUAGCACCCCACAUCUGAAAAUAUUCUGGUCAUAAAUAUGAAAUAAAAUUUAACAUAAAAAUGACCUCAACUUGAUAUUGAAGUCAUUGUUUUCUAAAGAGUAAGAAGUUCAGUCUGUGAAAGUUGAACUUGUAACAUAAAUGCAUCAGUUUUUUCUCCUUGUUGUUGAUUUAAGUGUUUUCUUCUGCAUUUAUAUUUUUGUGACUGAAGUUAAUUCAAUAAAUCCUCUUAAAUCUGCAUUCUGCUGUCUUCAGGAAGGUAAAGAGUACCUGUUGAAGAGUGUCGGAUUGUGGCUACCUGCCCAGAAGCAGAGUGCAGCUUCUUCCAGCUCGGAGGAAGACUUACAGGUGAGCUGGGACUGUUCGUAGUUUGUGUUUUCUCUGACAGCAACCAGCUCUCAUAAGAUCCUGGUUUAUUUAUAAAACACUUUCAGCUAACAGGAUUGUCACACUGUGCUAGGCUGUAAGCAUGCGGCUGAGAUAAAAAGUUAGAGAUAAUAAAACAAGGGAUGGUAAAAAAGAUAAAAGAUGGAUCAAAUACCUCACAGACCAGAGAAAGAGAGAGAGAGGGAGAGGGAAGGCAAAAGGCAAAACCAGGAAAGGAUAAGUGAGAAAAACUACAAAAGGGGAAAUGUUGAAAGAUAAAAAAAUGGCUGUAAUGUCAAAUUUAGGCCGGGUUUUUAAAGCAGCCAAAUAAUAGUGGCUGAGUUUACAUUAUAAUAUGGAGAAAAUGUGAUAAAAGAGGAGUGAGGUGGUGAUACUAGACGAAAAUCCCUGUGGGCCGCUGUUAUGACUCUUAUCUUCGGGAGCAGGUUGAUCUGAACUCAGCCUGCUGACACUUCCACUGUGAUUAACAGCCACAUAGCCGCAGCAUGUUAUGUAGCUGGAAAUUGGAUCGAGUUAUUAUCAGACAAAGGAGGAACUACGUAAGUAGGUGUCUUGCAUUAACACUCACUUUUUUGUCUUUGUGUUCCUUCCCUAGAGUAUGAUCCCCCCGUAUGAGUCUCGCAUCACCACGGCUAAACUGCUCAUGGAGUCUGAGGAAUACGAGGUAAAGUCUGGUGUGUUGUGCUCAUGUACACCCGUUUUGUUGUUGGUGUGUGUUUGUUGGGUAGUAGGGGGAGCAGCCUAGGGUUUCUGUGUGUGUGCGUGUGCGUUUGUGUACUUUACUCUCGAGCAGUGAAGGUGAGAAGGCCGUGCCUGGUCUUUAUUCCCUCUAGAGUUCAGUGUCAAUAAUUGAGGAGUGGUAUUUACAGAGAGGGACAGGGGUAAGGGUGUGCACAGAGGAGGAGAGAGGAUAUGAAGGAGGAAUUUAAAAAAAAGGACGGCAGCUCUAGUGUGAUGAAUUGCUGCCAUAUCUAUGAUGCAGCACACUUCUAAAUCACACAUCAAUUUCAAGUAUUAAUGGCCUUGAUUUUAGUGGCAUGCCGCCUUCAAUUCUGUGCUAAAACCCCCUCUAACAGUCAUUAACGCUUAGAGUCAUUUUCUGUGAUGAGUGCCACACCAGCAGCGCUUCUGCAAUUUUUCUGUUGUGAUCCAGUGAUUAAUUUAUCCUCACUCUUGUUGAGUGGUUUAUGGUUAUCACUGACAGGAAAUGAGAGCUGUGUCCUUUUUUUCCCCUCUUGCUCACAGACUGCUCGGGCGCAGUGGUAUCUGUGUGUGUGUGUGCAUACGUGCGUGUAAGUGUUUUUAGUGGGGGAGAUGGGCUGUCAGGUGUAUCAGUAAAAUGACAACGUCUUGGUCCACAGUUUCUGACAUGUCGUUUGUCUUCAUCGUCCUGUUGGUGUCAUCAGGCUGGAAACACAAACUGCAAACAUCCCGAGUCCUUUAUAACCUGAAUAUUUUGCUGUGUGUGCAGGUACGCAUGAACUCAUCCAUACUCACGUUUUCGUAUUUACUUUUAGUCGACAGCUAUAUGAAAGUUUUUGACAGGAACUGAGCUUGGGGGAGGAAAGAAGAGGAGAAACAAGCUGUUUGCUGUCUGUCUCCUCCAGACUGGGACUUAGCCGGAUUUGAUAGGAACAUCCUUUCUCUUCUCUUUCCUUCCUCUAUUCCUUUGUCAUACACCCUCACCCACUUAUUUUUCAAGCUUACUAUCCCCUACUCUCAGAGGACACAAUAUCUACGAACAUCUUUAAACUCUGCGUAAAGUUGUGUGUUUACAUCCUGAAGAGUUAACAGUUUGAAGGCUACCUUUCCAAACGGGGUACCAGACUUUGACAAUUUGUCUCUAUUUUUUUUCCCAAUCGAAUCAUUUGUUUUCUCUAAACCGAGCCAAGGCUUUGAAAAUCUGAUUAAUUUAUUUGCCAAAGAAACACAAAGUAAUUUUUCCCCCUACUUUCUUCAACUGCACAGAGUAUACAACUAUUUCUGGUUUAUAAAUAAUACCGGUAGCAGAAGAACUCCAAUGCUCUUUGCCAGGAAGCCCUUGUUUGUCGCUGCAGGAGAUUAAGCUCUUUGGCUGAUGGAUGCAGUUUGGCAUUGGACAUUAAAAUUGUUCUGUGUUUUGAGCUUGAAUUGAAAUGAAUCGGGCGUAUGCCAAAAUAGAAAUAUCAUACUGUGAUUACAUUGGCAAAAUUAUCUGCGUGUAUGAUAUUAUCUCAUUAAUUAUUGGGGGAAAAAAUCCCUGUAGUGCACGGUGAUGACAAAUUAAAUUAGAAAAAAAGGCAUUUUGUUCCCUAAAGGCUGUCAGUGGCAGGUAGGGAGCAUCUUAUCGUUUGUCUCGGCACUUCAAGAGGUGUUAGCCCAAAUAAAAAACUUCACACAUUAAACAAUUGACCUUUAUUUUCUCAAAUAGCACCCCUGUGUGUUUUUUUCAAGUUUUUUAUUGUUUAAUCAGUUAAGAAAAUUAAUUCCCAGUGACAUUAAUUAGAGUGAUAACCAGGCUCCAGUGAGGAGUCGGUAUUAUGCUUAUAGUAGUUAUAGCAGGAAGGAGUGCUUGACUUUUCAAACAGUUUCGGAGAAAGUCAUUUUAAAAGAAAUGUUGCUUUUUUUGUUUUAAUACUUUUGAGAGUGAAAAAAAGUUCAACAUGAAAGAAUUAAGUGUGCUUGAGAAAGUCUUAUCUUAUGAUAAGUGACAUACUCUCAUGUUCAGCAGAAUGGAAACCAUUAUAUCAACAGAUGGUAGAGGAGUGUUGUCGUGACUUGUCAGAUUACUGGCAUUAAUAAUAAACUGGCUGAAUGAAUUCUUCAAACCAUCGGUGUGCGACGCCUGCACUUCUCUUUAGUCGUCUUUGUUGGCAUAAUGUGGAUCUGUGCCACUUAAUUAACUAUGGAAGCUCCAAAUAUGCUUUACAAGGUCUUUUCUCCUCUUUUGAUUGUUUUUAAGGAGACUCAUUUGGAUGUUUUCCAAUUUAGUUUGUAAUUUCUUAAGCUUUUAUUGUAAUUGAGUACAAGAGGAGAUUUUGAAAUCGACAUAACUGAGAGAAUUACGCAGAUUGUCUGUUAGUUUUUUGUAUUUGAAACCUUUUCUUACAGCAUUUAAGCAAAUACUUCAUCGAUGGAUUAAGUUAUGCCUGUUAAAUGGUUUAAUUCAUUGCAGUCAAGGUGAAGUAAAGAUAUUUUUCUUUUGGUGACAUAAAUGUAAAUUAAUUAAUUAUGUUGAAGUUUGGGGCAGUGAGUAGGAAAAACAAAACAACAAACUUUUUGACAGCACUACUCAAGCCAAAUUCCAAAAUCUUUUUCACUUUUUUCGACUAUUUAACUGACUAACUCUGAGCUUUAAUAACUACGUUUUUCUUUGAGAUAAAUUCCAGCAACAAUUCAUAUCAUAGUUUUAAGAUGCUAAGUCAUUUACCAAGAAAAAAAAUCAGCGCUCUGGUUUCAUGAAUUUCAAUAUCCCUUCUUUUUGUGCCUCAUUUAAUAGUACCCUGAAUAUAUAUUUUAAUGUUUGGUCUUUUUUUGCUGUAGCACACCAACACAGAUCCACAUAUUAACAUCCUCACCCACCACGCAUCAGCCACUAAUUCACUUGUCACAUAGCAGACACAUAGACUGAGAUACCCUCCCUUGACAGCCAAUAAGGUGUCUGUUUGGUGUGGUUGUCACGGCAGCUGAUGGUUGGUUACUUGUUGUUGUCACUCUUGUUUGCUCUCCUGUUAUUUAUUGGACGUUAUUUUUUUUAAAUGUAGCUUCCAAUGGAUCGCAGUGAGGGCUCUCUAGUGUUGCUUGCAGGUACAGUUAGCACUGACGUCCUCAGGAUUUAUUCACUGAAGUGAACAUGUCCCUUUUUGUGUGUUUGUGUGUGUGUGUGUAUUGGUGUGUGUGUGUAAGAAAGAGAGAGAGAGACAGAGAGAGACUUUGUAUAGGAUUCUGUCUGUUAGAGAUACGGCUUGCCCUCCCUUGUAAAGUGAUUUGUCUUUCUCCUGUCUCUGCUGUGCGCUCUGGUAAAAUGAUUCUGUUAAACAAAAUUGCCUGAAGAUUACACACAUACAGACACACACACACACAUACACAAUGACCAUUAUAAAUGAGUUCCUCCAAGGAGUUUUAUUUUUUUCUGAGCUGGUCUUGAAAUAAAGAGGACAGCACGUACAUAGUGUGUUUCGCUUCCGUGUGUCUGUGUGUGUGUGUCUCUAUGGCGCAUCGGUGUUGUGCGUGCACUAAUUUUUGCAUUUCUUAACAGGACAAUUUCUUGCCCCCCUCCAAUUUCUCUUCUUUUUUUUUCUCGAAGUACCUCGUCUGCUCUCCUUAUCUUCACGGGAAUAUUAAUCUUGUUGUUGUUUAGGGUGUGAAGCGGCUUAAAAAUCUCUGAAUCUUUAAUCACUUGCCCCGGGGUUGACCAGUGUAGUUAGGAAGACGUACAGUUGGAGAUGACAGAACGGUUCAUUGUGCACUCACCCUGGCUCACAGAUAUCUCUUGUUCUAUUUUUGUUGCUCCAAAACUGCCUGUUUUAUCGGUUGUUUAAUACCCCGACAGAUCUUCACUGCUAUCUCUUAUAUCUGGUGCUUGGCUCGAACUGCUUCGUGUGUAUGUGUGUUUGUGUGUGUGCAUGUGUGUGCAUGUGUGUGUGUGUGUGGGUCUUGUCACAUUAUGAUUCAAUGAAAGUCAAGUAGAUAAUUCUGACGCCGGGCAUGAGUCCAGUCACCAUCAGCUGGGAUUAGGUGUUUUUGUUUGUGUAUUUUUAAUCAGUCAUUAAUUAAUUAAGGACAAUGGGUUCUCAGCUGAUAAUUGGUCUAGCAAUCAAUCAAGUGACUCAUCUGCAUCCACAUCUGCACACACUCUUAACGAGGUACUCUCAAUUAACCCCACACUCCCUCAAUCCACCUCAGCAACUGACCUCUUUAUCUCCACCGGAAGCAUGUCGGCAUAAUGAAAAGAGAAGAGAGCCCUGAAGAGCGGGGAGAGGAAGAAAAUUAGGGAGGCUCUGCAGCCAAUAAGACCGCCUUAACAAGAGACAAGAGCUGCUUGUUGUGCUCACUGUUGUGUGCAGCUAUGUUGUUAGUGUACGACUUAGCAGUAAGUGUGUGCGAUCGUGCACGGGAACUCGCGUGUCUCUUUUUUUCAUGCCCUUCACCACGGGUGAUUGGCUAACAGUCGCCUCCAACCUGAAGUUGACAAAAAUCAAUACAUCAUCACCUGGGGGUUCACACAAACACACGGACGACACAACCACAGAAUGUGUAAGGAGAGAAAGCGAGCAAAACAAACACAGCCUGCUUUAGUCAAGCUGUGUUUUCUGUAAAGGAAACGUCCCGCAGAAAGUGACCCAGACAGGGAUGCACUUUGGCAAAGGUCAGCUAACAUUUAACUCCUUUGAGGUCACAAAAGAGAAGGCGGAGAGAAGUGAUCACGCUGAGGUUACUGUUAUUUUGUUAUACUCCUUUUUCAAAAUUUAUAUUCCAUGAUUCACCUUCAGCAGUAAUUAGAAGAGGCUCAAGAGUUUACAGUAUGGACUGUGAAACAAAGUCAAAUAAUAAAAAGGAAAGAAAAAAAAGUUUUUACAGAAAAUUUCACAUAAAGAAAAAGGAAAUUACGUUUAAAUCGACUGUUAAUGCCGUUAAAUGAAUUAAAAAGCCAUCGAGCAGAGCUGCUGAAGUGACUAUUGACUGUGCGAUAAGCACUAGUGAGUGUGUCUAUCGACGGCCAUGUCUGUAGUCUUGUUGGUAUCGAUGAUGUUGUAUAUGGGACGCUGGCCUCAUAGAUGCUUAUCAGACCCUCUGAUCACUCUGAUUGAUCGGCCUGCCAGGGGAGAUGCACUACACUGUGUGCAACAACAAAGUGUUUGUCAUCAUGCGUGUUUGCCUAUGGAUUUACAGCAGCAUACAUGAAGAGAUUACAAGUGUGGACCUAUUUUUUUCUUGUGUGUCUCUUUACUAGUGAUGUUUUUUUAAGAAGUGAUGAUUAUAAAAUCUUAGUUUGAUUUCCUCCUCUCUGUGUCCACAUUAGAUGGCGGUGGAUGUUUUGGAAGGUCUUCUGGAGGAGGAUGAUGAAGUUGUUCAGGUAAGUAAUGAAGCAAGCAAGCUGUUUUGUAUUUUAUUUGGCCAGUAAAGUUGCAUUUGUUUUGUUUAUUUGAUGUAUUUAUUUGCUCCUAUAAAAAGAGGGAUGUGCUGAUGUUUGACUUUGUCCAACUCUGCUUUAAAAAACCCUGAAAUAUCCCUUUAAAUUGAGCAGACUGUCUUUUGGAAAAUAUGUGCAGUGUGAUACUUGUCAUUGCACAGGAUUAAAUGAUUAAGUCUUUUUAGUUUCCCCUUGCGAACGGUCUAAUUACUGUGACACAGUAGCCGUUGCUGACUCCAGGUUUAAGCGAACCUCUCAUCACACCUGCGGGAAGGAGAGAGCUUUAACCUGAGCUCCUGGGCUCCUUCUGCUGAGACACCAUUCAUGUGUAUGCACAAUCGAGCGCCUACACACCCAGACUCCUGCAGUUCAUGCUGUCACCGCUUGCAUGCUCACUCGUGGGGUAUGACUGAGAACUUAAAUGCCUAUUAGAGAGAGGCGUAAAUUGCAGUAUUUAGGUGAAACUAUGUGCUGUCACUCAGCUCCAAAUCCCCCGUGUAAGUGGCAGAGGAAGUAAAGGUGUGCCACUGAGUGUCAGAGAGAAGAGCACAGCCACGUCUCUCUCUCCCCCUCUCCCCCUCAGGCUCAGCCUCCCACACACACACACCCUUCAGCUGACAGAUUGAGAGCAGUCAUCGGGGGUCUGAACUUUUAAACUCACUCCAGAGACACACAGCUGUGACUCUUGAUUUUGGGAGGGCCUACAGCCAGUCACUUUGGCGUACAGUCACAGGUUGUAAUGGACCGCAAGUGCUCUGUCAGAUCCUUCCACAGUGAUGUUGCUAGAGUCAUAUUUAUGAUGUGUGUGUGUGUUUGGAUGGGGGUUUGACUGACACAUUCAACAACAUCAUGCUCUCCCUCUCUCCCUCUUUCUGUCUCUCUUCCCUCUUUGUCUAAUUUCUCCUCUGAGUGGAGUUCAUAAAGUUGUUAGCUCUCGCCUCCGUCUCCUUGCACUCGUAUCUCAAAGUUGGAACCUCACUUGUGAAGUGUUAAGUCUGCACAAACAACUCAGCCAGUUCCUUGCAAAUCUUGUUUCAAAGGUACUCAGUUCAUUCAUGACGCUUUUGUUCUUCCUUCAGCAGCACCAUAUGGGAACUAAGAUGUGCCGUCACUUUGAAAUAACAAUAGUGCCAGUGAUUUGAUUGACAGUCAGGGCAUUAUUUUAUUAUUUGUGCCUCUGUCUGAGGUUGUGGUCGGGUAGAGUGAAUUCUCUGAAGUUCUUAAUUAGCUAACUUUCUCAUAUUUUAAUUUGAAGUACAGAUGCAGAAAGCUUUUGUUAUCAUACACACAAAUAUUUCACACUGGACCAUCUGUGGAGAGUUUUCUGGCCUUGUUCUCGCUGGUUUGAAGGCAGGCAGCGGUUCUUAUUUGUGAAGAAGUUGAGAUUUUGAAUUCAAGUGACCUGAUUUCACUCAUUCUCUCUUGAAUAUGUACUUGUAUAUAUAAAACUCUAAUUUUUUCCAGGCCCCACAUUCACAGAAAAAUGUCUCGGUGAUAAAAAUGUCACUCUGCUGUUUUUGCGCUAUUACUUCAUUUAUCCAGAGCUGCUGUUGUUCUGAUAAGUAUGGCUGCAGGGGGUAGCCUCCCACUCAGCAUGCUGAGCGGCAAUUCAGAAUUCAGUGUGGCAUGCCUUGAUGUGUUUGUUAGCUAAAUGGUUGAUUUGGCAGAGGUGCAGGUCCCUACUGCUUCUGCCCUCAAUGAAUAAUAAAUAAAGCUAAUAUUUGUAUCUUAGUGCUUGAAAGAACAGUGGGUGGAUGAUCUUUGGCCUCAGAUGAGAGGCGCGCACACACCUCCAAGUUCCCUGAGAGUUGAUUGUUUUGAGAGGUGGAAGAGCAAAGCAUCGAGCAGUGUUAUGAUUAUGUAGGAAAGAAAAAGAGUGUGAUUAUGGAAACGAGUUGAUUCUGGUGUGUUUCAGAAUACUAAUGCGUAAUGAAAAAUACUCCUCUACUCACUGCCUAAAUUCUGAGUGGAUUAUUUCAAAGUAAUCAUCUCACUUGUGCAUGCACUCCAGUUGCCAAGUUAAGGUCAGUAGGCAAGUCAAGAGGCCCUUAACUCCUAAAUGUUGUGUUUUCUUCAUCUGAGUAAUGCACAUACAUCUGAAGUCAGAAUCUUGUUGACACCAUGCUGAAAAGGUUGCAUAUUUCCAGUAGAAGAGGCUAAAUCUUCAACAAUAUCUGUGAAUGCACUGAGCGUAGUUUUGAAUAUUUAUUCACCAGAAUGUUACAACAAAAGACAGCUAACCCACGGGAGCAACAAGCGUUACAGAUCCGUGAUUCUUGACAUUAUGAUCUGGUAAUUGGCCCGGUAAUUCUCUGCUGGCCUUAUCUGAUUGAGCUGCAGGCAAGUUGCAUAAAUAAUGCAAGGUUUGAAAAAAAAAAAACAAUCUAAACUUGGAUCUAAAGCCACGAAUACAAACCGAGAUAGUAUGAAAUAUAUCAUUGUGAAAGUGCAGCAACUGGACCUUAUUCCUGCGUGAGAAAAUGUCAUAAAUAUCAGAUCUCUGAGAUAAAAACAACACAGACUUGAGAUUUUAAAAUGAUUAUCUUCAGAAUUUUAUUUAUAGAGAGAAAAACAACACUAUCAUAUACUGAAUGGUCAAUUCACUAAGCACACGCUUCCACCAAGAUCUAAACUUGCUUUAUUUUUUUGGAUCCUUGCCUCCCUUUGGAUUUAUCUUCAAUUUCGAUAGAAAGAAAACAAACUGAAAUGCUGAAUAGUGGUGCAACAGGUCACAGCUGGUCAGUGAUCUGUUCAUAUCCCCUUGAAUGGUUCAGACUGCAUGUGGGAGGCAGAUCAAUGAAAACUUUACCAUCAACCUGUGCAAUAAAAAAAUAUGACCUGAUUUUUGAAGCAUGUUCUUCUGGACUAACAGGGUUGAUCAUUAUUAUGGGCUCCAACUAGAAAAGAGCUGUGACACCCCGACUGUAAAGUUGGCUGAUUAAUCAGGCUUUUAGUGCAAUUUUGUCCCUCAAUCAUAAAAAUAUAAUACAGGGGUAUCUGCAGGGUCUUAAAAAGUCUUAUAACAUCUAAAAUCCAAUAAUUUGAAUUUAAGGCCGUAACGUCCAAAAUUCUCUUAAAAUCACAUAAAAUGUCUGAAAUACAACUUUAAAAGGUCUUAAAAAUGUUUAAGUCUAUUUACAAAAAAAUAACGUGCCAUAGGAAUAAAGACUGAUUUGAAGUGAUGUAAAAUAUUCUGAUUUUCCUUCAUGUCUUUUAUACUUUUUUUGCCAGUAUUAGGAGUGUCCCGAUACAACUUUUUGACUUCCAAUAUGAUACCGAUAUUGAUCCGAUAUUGGCACAAAAUUGUGCAUGACAGGUUUUUCACUCAGUUGCAAUGUCUUUUUUGGACUUAAACAAAAAAUACUGCCACAAGGCCAAUAUCACUCCUACUCCUUGCUACUUUGUUAGUACCUUAGCACACGCUGUUGCUGUGAUUUUGUGCGCUCAGCUUGCUGGAUCAGGGUGCUGCAAGAUAGAGGUGCCGGAGCGGAGUCUGGAAUGGACUGCUUGUAUCGGAGUGCUGAUAUCGUAGAUUUUAGAUGCAGGCUGAUAUAUUCCGAUAUUUGUUUUUUUGCUGAUAUCGGACAAAUAUCUAAUAUCAAUAUCAUAUCGGGACACCCCUAGCCAGUAUGGAUGUUAAAUGGUUCUUAAACUACAUUCAUUACAGUCUUUAAAAAGUCUUAAAUUGACUUGUUGAAACCUGCAGAGACCCUGAGACUGAUUAGCGUGCAGCCUGCUGGGUUCCUCCCUGUCACAUCCUAUAUUUUGAAUGGAACACACCCACCCUUCCUGAACAGCAGAGUGGAUGUUUCACCCCACGGGUGAAACAAAGUUUGAGAGCAGGAGGAGGUUGUGGUUUGCCAAGAUGAAGCUGUAACUUCAACAUGUUGUGCAACAGCACUACAAACUAUCAGGCUGCCCUAAGUGGAGAGAGGAGAGCAGGGAGAGACAUGCUUUGGUUAACCAAAAAGGUAGCAAAAUAGAGAGCAAGGGCACGAUGGUUAGUACAAAAUAAGUCCCAAAUUGUAAGCCGAGCAAGGAGAAGAAAAGCUCUUUUUUUUUUUUUUGGGUCUCUCCAUGAGCCAAAGAAAACUGAGAUUUGUGAUCAGUGGCAACGAAAGGGCUGAAAAACCAUCUGAUAGAUUAAACAACAGAGACGCAAUAAAUGUGGUGUGUACAGAAAAUACCAAUCAUAAACCCACUAAUAAUGAAAAACACCAGAGGUUGUACAACACAUGAGGAUACAGCACCCAGGCAGUAUAUAUAUUAGGUUAAAAGAAAAAAAAUUAGAAUUUCCUUUUCAUGUAAACAUGCACUUGUGUGGUAAUAGAUGCAAUAAACAUAAAUUAGAGUGUUUCAUACUUAUAUCUUUCUCUUAAGUUCCUAAAAAUACCUAUAAAAUCAAAAUUAAACCAAAGCAUCAAUAUGCAACAGUAGAUUCUUUUGAAUUUCUGGUCAUUUACAUAACAUGUUAGUCAAAGACGCAGUUAUUUAUAUAGCAAACACCUUUCAUCUGCACUUGUCUUUCAUAUUUGCAGCAUUUUUUCCCCUUCACAUUUUUGAUAUUUUUAAAUGGAUUUGUUGUAUACCAAAGAGUACUUAAACAUGGCCACAGGGAUCAUGACACAUUUUUCCUUAGAGCUGAUUCCUGAGGAGGCGGCUGUUUUACAAUUUUUUUGCAUUGACUGCUCUGAACAUAACCUUCCCUGGAGCAGGUAUGAUGUGGAAGCUGGAGUUACCGUGAUGAUGAUGAUGUUGUACACGGUUAAAAAAUGAGCCACCAGUAUGGAGGCAGGGGAAAAAAAUCAGAGUGGAGGCCGAGUAAUCUUGUUAGCCCACUAAUCCUGCUUUCAGAGGCAGGCUGCAGGACCGUGGUACCUCAAAUCCUCACAAGUUUUAUAAAAAGAAAAAUAUAUGCUAAAGAGAGAUACAACUGAAGAAAUCAAAAGUUUCAUAAAGAGAAUAUGCAAAAUAAACUCCUUCUUUAAUUUUACAACAAGGCUAAUUUUCUCCUGAACACAGCCUGGAGGUAAGAUGUGAAGGUACUAUUAGCCUCAGGAAAUGUGUGUAUAUUAUGUAAUUAUGUCAUGUUCUAGUUUAUGUUUCAGUAAAGCAGAUUAAUUCAUUUAAAGGUAUCAACAGACUUGGGAUAGUGAAGUCGGUUUGUGCAUUAACUCUUCAGUAUGUCAGGUUUCAAUCUUGUCGGCAAUGAUUGAUGAAUCGCAUGUUUGUCUGCGCGAUUCCCUGUCACGUAUGAGAAAUGUGUUUGUCAGAAGAAGAUGUCGAAUUUCAUGCAGACAUGCUGCACCAAAUCUGUUCCCUUGUCACAGCUACCUUGUCGUAAAAAAACACUCACUCGCACAUUUUUGUCCGCCUCAUGCCUCCCAAACACACCUGUUUUUUUUUUUUCUCUGUGACUCUCAGGUGUGGUAUCUCUCCGGGUGGGUGUGCUACCUCCAGUUGGAAAAAGCAAAGGAGCAGCAAGAAAGAGAGGGACGACAAAGGACAGAGGAGGAGAAGGAAGAGGCGAAUGCAUUGACGGACGCAGCUAGAUCAUACCUGACUAAGGCUAAGAAGGUACAUGAGGUCAAGCCCUCACAGAAUCAAAGUCAUAAUAAAAACAAAAGAUCACUGCUUAUUGGUGGUUCAGGUAUCAUAUAUAAACAAGUGACCAAAACUUGAAAGUUGUCUGGUUAUUGCUGGUGCAUAACUGAAUACAUUUACUCAGAUGCCAUACUUGAGUAUAACUUAGUAGCACAUCCUAUUUCCUUUGUAUGAUACAGAGUAAUAUAAGAGCCGCGAAGUUCUGUGGACCAUAACUUCAUGAGAUGAUCCACUUCUCUCAUUUUAGUGCAGCCCACCGCUCUUGUGAUAUUGCUGUAUGUUAAGUCACAUUUAAAUUAACUGUAACCUGUAGUAAUGAUGACUUUCUUGUGAAGUUACAACUUUGUUUUCAUAGAUUGAAACAGUAUUCUUAAAAAUGUACAACUCUAAUCUCAUGUAUUGAUAACCACUUUCUUUAAAAUGACACAUAUUUUUUUCUAAAGAAUUUAUUCUUGAAGAAUUAGUUUUAUUUUCACAGUUUGUUUUCGUCCAAAAUGUGGCUCCAAUUUUUCGUCACACCAUUGUCAUUUUGUUUAUCUCAACAUUGUCCAGUUGAUAAUUCAGUUAAAAGUUUAAGUCCCUUUUCUUUCAAAUAUGCCACAUUUUAUCAUUUUUAUUCACUAAUGAAGUGCAGUAAACAGAAUCAUUUUAAAGAAUUAAUCUAUUAAACCAACCAAAUUUAUCCAUUAAUUUUUCUUGAAAAAUACAUUUAAAUAUGUCAAAACCCACUCAACUCUGGGUUAUUGUUACAGACCCUGUCUGCUCUUUUCCUAAGUUUAAAAAGCAUUACUUUUAAUGGAGAUUAAGAAAAUAAUGAGCAUUCAGUGGUAAAACUACAAUCAUGUAGCUGUCUGACAUUUUAAAAAUCUACCUCAACUAAAACUUGCAUAAAUAAUGAUAAACUUUGUCGUAAUAAUGUCAUAAAAUGACGAAUUUACAAUAUUGAUUUAUAAGAUUAGUUUACAAAAUGAAUAGAAAUGUAUUACAAUAAUAACUGAAUUGGUGCUAGAGUAGUAUUACGAUAAAUAUUGAGGAAAAAAUCACAUAUUUCAUGCUUUUGUUUUUACCUCGAUGACAUGUAGAAUGCAUGUUGUUAAGUAGUAAUGGUAUAUUUUUUUUAAGCAUCAGACAUGAAUAAUUCUUUGACUGCUGAGUACAGAAACUGUGGGUACAGACAGUUACCUCCAGCACACUGUCACAAUAGGUGAGACUCAGUAGGACCAGUUCUGCUGGAGUACACGCAGUGCUGUAACCACAACAGGAUCCCAACCAUGCUGCAUUGUCGCCACAGAAUUGUCUUUUAUACCAUCUAAGAGUUUUACAUGUAACCCUCUCCAUCUCCCAUUGCCUCGUCCCCUCUCCCUCUGUCUCUCACACACACACAUACUUAGAGCGAUGUGUCUCAUUCACUCUGUCAUUCUGCCAGGCAGCAGUGCCUCUAUGGAGCUGUGAUUCAUGUUAGUCUAAAAACCAAUAGGCUUGUAAAUCAGACAGCACAGACUGACGGAUGGCAGGCCCCACCUACGAUUAUUUUCUUCUUCUCUUUACUUUCCUCUCCUUCUCAACCCCCCCACCCAACUAACUACCCUCACGCCUCCCCUCCUGUCCCUUCAUGUUCCUCUAUAUAUGAGCAGGGGCAGCAGAGUGGUAAUAUAUUGACGUCUGUCUCUGAGGCCAGCAGCGUAGUGACAGGCCUGUCUAACCAGCAUCCACAAGGGAUGACUACAACUGAGACAGAAGUGAGGUGGGUUUACAGCUGCCAAAAAAAGUAAAAAAUGAGGAGAGGGAAAUAAAGGCUCAGGAUGCAUAUAGAUUUAAGCUGCCAGCUUUGUGCUGAGUUAAUGAAAAAAAAAAAAAACAAAUUGGAAAAAGUGGAAUUGAGAAAUAGGGAAAAUUACGUUCUUAACUAUUUUUGCUCAGAGAGAAAAACUGGAAAGAAAUGAAAAGGUGAAGGACUGGUAGAGGAAGAGGGUGAGGCAUCAGAGCAUGACAAGUAAACAGCAGAGCUGUUUCUUUGUGGAGUGAGUAAAGCAACAGGUGCAGAAUAAUGUGAAAGGUGAGUGCACAAAGACCUUGAAAAAGGUGAGGUGAAAAGUGGAGAGAAAACAACCCCCCUAAUGGUGCACUUAAUAUCUCCACUCUGUACUGCACUGUUGCUGGUAUCUGUGUGUGUAUCGCUACAUUGUGCUUCUCCCCUGUUUAUAUCCAAGCUUUGUUUCUGAGCGCCAACGUGAGUGUUAAUUAUUAACGAUGAGUCAGUCUGCUAGUUAAAAUGGGCUCCAACAUGGAAAUGAGGCCUCAAAGCCCAACGGCUUGUUUUGGCACCAGUCCACUUCUCUGCAUACUCCAUGAAUUUGCUAAGUGUGUGUAUGUAUGCAUGUAUGUGUAUGAGUGUGUUUGUGUGUGAGUGUAUGUGUUUGUGUGUGUGGUGUCAAAAAAACAUGUGGUUAUGUGUAGGCGCACCUUAUGUGGAUGCACAUAUUUAAUCACGGUUAUGCCUGCCAACUUGCAUAUCUAAUUAUUUGUUAAGAAAUGCCUUCGUUAUUCAUUUCUCCUAUGAUCAAUACACAUGCAUUCCCUCCUUAUCUCUUUGUCACGCAUGCACACAAACACACACACACACUGCAUUCAGCUGAGAUGCUCUAAAAAGGAAUGAUAGGGAGGAAUGAAUGGGUCGAAAGGACGAAAAAGAAGUGUAGGAGAAGAGCAGAAGGGUGAGCAGGAGUGGGAGAAUGAAAAGGGAGGUGAGCAAGGGAACAGAUUGGAUGUGGGGUGUGUGCAUGUGUGUGGUUGUGUGUGUGGUUGUGUGGGUGCAGGGGGUGUAGCUGGUGAAUAGUGGCGAGGGUAAAAUCAAUAGUAAACCGGACGUGAAAUGGAAUUUGAGUCUCAGCCAGAUAGGGUGCGAUUGAGGAAGGAUCUGCAGAGUAUGCACAGAGGACGAUGUUAUAUAGGUGUGUGUGUGCGCGUGCGAGUGCACAAAGGCAGCUAGGGCAAACAGAGGUCAAAAGCUUUACUAUUUGAUGUGGCUGAAAGGGUAUCCCAUGAGCACAGAUUGUGGGUAUAGUCAGCCCAGGGUGUGCUUGUCAUGUAAUUUUAAUGCCAUUCCCCACCAAGGAGGUGACCAGAGGACUGAAGCAUAUGUGUGCGUGUGUGUGUGUGUGUGUGUGUGUGUGUGUGUGAGUGUGUGUGUUUGUGUGUGAGUUUGCGGUCAGCCCUCCUGAGACUUCAGUGACAUGCUGUGUUCACACACAAUAAAGUCUAAUCUCAGCCAGUGUCACACCAUUGCCAGAAAGAUGUGUUUGUGCGUGCUCAUGUGUGUUUGUGUGUGUCUUGUUUCGUAUUGCAGACAGGGCGGACUAGGAUGUUUGGAGAAACUCUGACUUUUUUUUUGUUUGUUUAUCUCUCUUGUUAAUGAAGAUAUUUCAAGUAGUACUACUGUGGUUGAUUUUAAAAUAGGGAGCAGGUAGUGCAAGACUGAGGAUACUUGCAGGCUAGGAUAAGUGUAAAGGAGGAAAGGAUUUAGGUACCAUUCUGCCAAAAGGCACUUGUGUGUGUUUGUGUGUGUGUGUGCGUGUGUGUGUGUGUGUGCAUGCAAGCUCAAGUAAAAGACAUAAAAGUAUGAAAAGGUAUCUAUCUCCUUGACAGGGAGGUCAUCCGGUGAGAGUGUUGGAGUGUGAGUGAAAAGGAGCUGAAGACAAAGUGCAGGAGAGGUAAAAUCUACCGUGUUGGGAGAAUGAAGGCAUAAUGAAAUGGAAUGAAAUGAAAGAAGAGGUGAAAUGAAAGGGGAAGUUAAGUAUAGAUGUGGAACAAAGGGUGAACAAUGAUGGAAUGAUUAGGCUUUCACCCUAUAAUCAGCACAUCUUAAUUCUGCCAUGUGAGGUGGAGAAAAAAAACCAUUUUUUAUCAAGAAAUGAGGGGAAAAAGAAUCACUUAUAAGAUUCAAGGUACAUUAGGCCUUGAUAUUAAAAACCUUUUGUCCACCACUAGACAGAGAAAAGUACUUACAGAUGAUAUAGUAUACUGUAUGAUGCACCAUACUGGAGUUGAUUGAAAGGAAUGAAGAGAAAAAUGCUCAGAUUUUCUUUUGUAAGUACUGUUAUCUAGUACUGCAGAUUUAUCCCGCCUUUCUCCCCUGACUUUAUUUAGCAGAAAAUCCCAGCAUGUUGCAGUGUACCGACCAUGAGCAGGGUGAAACGGCUCCACAGGCACUCAAACUCCAUGGUGCACCUGAAGCCAGCAUACAUCAGGUUUCUUAUUUAAUAGGCAUAUUCAAUUCUGUUAUCAUAGAUGGGAGCUGUUAACGUCAUUACCAUAAAGUCAAAUUCACCCACUUUGCUUUGUUGAUUUAUGAUGCAUUUUGUCAGGGCAUGUCUGCGCCUAGAGCUCAAAGAUGAAUCAAAAUUUUCAAAUUGAUUUAACUUUUGUGCUUACAGCAAAGGGCACUGAAUGAAAGACUAUGGGUUUGGAUUUAUCAGAUAUAUUCAUUAUUAUAGUGUCAACCUCUACAGGGUCAACUUUGGCUCAACAGCAGUGACUCUUAAUCCAGUAUAAGAAACAGAAUCUGAAUUUUAAAGGUGCAGUUCGAAGUGUUUAGUGGCUUUGAGCUGAACAGACUGAACAGAAAAAAACAGGAAAUGAUAUUCAUAAGUAUGUGGACAUUGAUGUAUAAUCACCUGAUUGUAAAACUUGUUUUGUUAAUUUGAAAUGAGCCUUUUAUAUCUACAUAAGUAGGGGGUCCAUGCACGAGGAUGUUUCUACAACAGCACAGAGCAGACAAACUUUAGUGGGUGGCCGCUGAAAAGGUUUGGUUGAAGGAUGAAAGUGAAAGUGGGUGUCGAGUCCAACAGAAGUUGUACUGAUAGAAGUUUCUGAAAGUAAAACAAGAAAUCAUAUAAUAAUGCAUCAGAGGAACUUCUUUUCUUCAAAGGUCACUGUUGCUUCACUGACAGAAGAGGUGAGCAAGGUAGUGAUUCAGUCUAGAAUCUGACCACUAGAUAUUGCUAAUUUUUCUCAUUUCCACACCUUUGCUUUUAAUAACAUAAAACUGUAACAUCACAAGGUAAUACUCCCCAAGUAGAUUAACAUGGAAACCUCAUUAUUAUCUUUUAAAUCUCUUUCAAAUACACAUUUUUAUGGACGGGAGAUAUAAUCUGAUUGUUUUAAUCCUUUAGAUGCUGAUUUCACUCUCAUUUUAGGCACUAACACCAACAGCAUUGAGUGUUGUUUCUCCUCUGUCUUAUUUCCUACAUUGCUUUUAUUUCCGUUUCUCGAUUGGUGGAUUUAAAUCUUUUCAAAUUGAUUAUGGUGGUCUAUAGUUUUGGUUGUGCAAAUCCUGUUUUUAACUGAAGUUCUUUGUGUCAUUUUUAAAUCGUACUUCUGUCUAUUUCUUAUACCUCUGUUGUUGUUGAGUCACUGUUUAGUUCAAACUGUUAAAUCCUAGUUCAUGGUAGGGCUGGGCGACAUGGCCUCAAAUCAAUAUCACGAUAUAUUGAGCAGUUGACCUCGAUAACGAUAAAUGGACAAUAACUACUCCACAAGCUGCUCGCUCCCUCCCACAUUAACUUCGUCUACUUCAGCCGCCGCUCCAGACGCUACAACUUUUGAACCGUCCUCCAUCUCCUCACCUGUCUUUUGCUCUUUGUUAUGGACUGGAUGAGGUGGAGUCACGUCACUGACGUAGGACAGCGUCUUGAAGAGACAUGAGACCAUAGCCUACCUACACACAUCCAAAAACAACUUUUAUUUAUUUAUUUUUUUGACACUGAGUAUACGGAUGUGGGCAAAAUGAUGUUGGUUAUUGUCGUAAAUUUCAGUAUCGGUAAAUUUUCAGUUUAUGGCCCAGCCCUGGUUCAUUGUAUUCCCAACUUUGAUUUCUGUUUACUUGUAAAGCACUUUGUAACCUUGUUUUGAAAAGUGCUAUAAAGCCAAAGUUCAUAUUUAUUAUGUAUUAUUGUUAUUUAAAACCAUGUUUGUUAACUAAUAGGGAAGCAAGCUUUAUUCUUUUGCUAGCAUUUUACAUAGAAUCAGGUAUAGUAUACAUGUUCAGCUUUUGGGUUCUUGUUUGAUCGAUCUAAUAUUUGCCACAUAGCACAAUCAAAAAUACAGCCAAGGCCAAAGGGUCAUUUAUUUUUGGAUCAAAUGAGAUUAUGAUCAGAAAAAUAAUCAGCUAUUUCAAUUACCACAGAUAAAUCCAGGAAUUUGUACCAAACUCAUGACAGUCUUGUAUUUAUCAAGAUCUUGAACGCUAAAGUCUUGCUGUAUUACUGGUACAUGUCUGUGCAGUUAACUUGAAGGUGGUGCAACACUUUGGUCCAAAGUGUCUGAAUCAACUGAUCCAUGGAUCAAAUUGCAAUCCCCCAGAGCCAUGGUGCGAGAACAGCUUCAGACAAUAGCGGGUACACAGAUGUGUCGAUGCACCCCUGUGCAUCUUAGUGUAAAAUGUGUCUGUGAGUUGUUCUGGUGGUGGUCAAGUGUGCUUUGGGCCGUGACUUCGGGCUAGAAAGUAGGGCAAAGUGGACCAUGAAAAAGUUCUACGAUUAUACACACCAGACACUUUCUCUCUCUCUCUCUUCCUUUCCCUCCCUCUCUCCAGGCAGCUCUCUGGGCCGUGAAAGUGAGAAGAGAAAACAUAGGCUGUUGCAAAUGAGAAAUGCUUGUGUUUUUUUGUGGCGGUGGUGCUGAUCUCAGCAGCGUUUGGUUGUGAAUGUGUAAAGAAUAGCUUCUGCUUGUAUAGCUAGCUGAAAGACUUGCGGUGAAUAAUCACAUUCUAUCAGGCAGACACACUUUGUUAUUGAUUUGUUAGAAAAAUCACCGCAUAUAAAUGCAUUUCCCAAAUAGCACCAGCUAUCCUUGCUCCUACACAAUUUUUCUUCUUUCUUUUUUACACAUUCGCUAUAUUUCUUACAUUGCCUUUCAUGCUGCUCAUAUGUAAUGUCUGCGUACCGCUAACUCAAGGCUGUAACAUGCUAUUAUUGUGUGUGUGGCUGUGAUUUAUUGUAAAGCAAACUGUUGGGUGAGUUGUGGAUAAACACCUCCUGGUGUUUCAGUGGCACCGGCAGAAUGAAAUUAUUUCUCCUGCUAAACAUGCAUUUGGUGCUCCGGGGGAACCUGAGAGGGUCAUCUCUUUCCCGAAAGCACAUUUUUGCCUGGACCUGGGUCACACUCCACCUCCCUGGAGCUCCAACCUGCAAAAACAGUAUCCACUUAAAUAUAUAUACACACACCAACUCCACACAUUUUUACACUCUAAAUGAGUUCCCAUGGGAGUCUGUGUCUCCUGUCAGGACCCGCUGUUGCUUAGAGACUGGUCCCAGGGCAAAGCAGUCACACACACUCUUCCUCACUCUCCUGGCCUCGUUACACUUUUAGUGAGAAUGAUGGUACUCAGCUGCUUACUGUCCAUGAGCUCAAGUGACUGCCUGUGUGCCUCUGUGUGUCUGAGUGUGUGUGUAAAACAUUCCUAGAUCAUAUCAACCAUUCCCUGUUGCCUUUCUAGGAAGAGAAGCAUAGGUCUGUGUGUCAGCUUGCCUCACUCUGUAUAUUAUGCGCACACUGAAAGUUACUGUUUCGCUUCCUGUUCUUGGUGGUAGUAGCAGUAGUUUUAUCACCCAGCUCCACUUUGAGUUCAGUAAUUACACACGCAGAGUAUUUUACAGAGAUAAAUCUGCUGCCUGCUUUGAGAACAGCCCUUUUUUAUCUCGCUCCUUCAUGCGUAUUUCACCGAGAUAACAACUUUGAUUAAGUGUCUGUAUGUGCGCAUGUACUCCACAUUACCGCGUGUGCUGCGGGUUACAUUGCUUAACAUGUGUGCGCGUUAAUGUUGCUCUAGCAAGAGGAAGAUAAAUGGUCUUUUUGUCUCCUGUGCGGCUGAACAGUGUAUCAAAUGUGCUGAUUUGCCAAAUGAAAGACAAAAAGUGUUUACCAGCGAUUUGCGAGCCAUGACUGCGGUGCUGACAAAAUGCAGCUGCUGUUGGAUAUUUCAGGCGGCCUAACCAGCACUUAGAGACUUAAAAACCUCAAGGCUGCUCACUUCCCUCCAACUCCAAGCUGCUGCUUACUGAUGCCGCAGUGAUGCACUGUUAUCUCCAGCCACACAACGACAGAGCUUUUCAGUCACUGUAUCUCAUUUCUUGUAGUGCCUAUGCGGUAUAAUUUUGCACUCUAUGUUUGCUCUCAACAUUUCUGCUGUAUAACCUACUUUCUAUUUAAAAUUUCCAUUUUCCAGUGUGCUUACUAGCUUAUUACACACUUGCAUCAUCCUUUCUUGUCUUUUUUUUGUCCUCUUCCCCCCUUGCUUCCCCAGCUGCACGGUAAGCUGCGGUGUGAUGACCAGCCGGUGUUGGAGCAUGUGGAACAGCUGCUGGGUGAGCUGGGAGGAGAACUGGAGGGCGAGGAGGGAGACCCUGUCUUGGAUGAUGAUUAUGAACCCUGUAGUGAUGAAGAGGAGGAAGAUAUUGCAGAGGCACCCAUGGAACACUGA
Molecule: messenger RNA, 24911 nt
Organism: Xyrichtys novacula (pearly razorfish)
Lineage: Eukaryota; Metazoa; Chordata; Actinopteri; Labriformes; Labridae
Source: the annotation of a GenBank genome assembly